This is a messenger RNA of Macrosteles quadrilineatus (aster leafhopper), 8382 nucleotides long. RefSeq lists its product as uncharacterized. The transcript is spliced from 19 exons. Lineage: Eukaryota; Metazoa; Arthropoda; Insecta; Hemiptera; Cicadellidae. Gene Ontology annotation, molecular function: signaling receptor binding. The record is from RefSeq and is a predicted model, not a curated record. Bases 148 to 2925 code for a protein of 925 amino acids.
CUUGAGUUGAGUGAGAAAUGUCUGUGAUUGAGCAAAAUUUCGUUAUUAAUAUGUUUACGUACUCAUUUUUGUGGUGUUAAACAAAGAUUUCCACUGCUUUGCCUCCAAGUUAAGAAUUUUGAUUAGGAUGGUGUGACUAAACUCAAAAUGGAGACAGGAACAAGUGGGCUACAGCUGCGGGUGAGAGACUUUGUGCGCAAGUUGCGGCCUGAGCGAGUGCGGUGGCAGUGGAGACAUCUAUUGGCAUCUGUAGACAAUCACUGGCCUGCGUCCACAACCACUGACUCCUCCGUUUCAUGUGACUCUCGCUCCGAUACUCAGAGAGAAGGGAGAGCCGAGUUUGAGCCUGUGCCCUCAUCGGACUGUGACCUUGAGGUAGCCGAGAUAACGGCUGCCACACAGACGAGAUGCAAACCCUCCGCUGCUGACCAGCUCAUGUCCUCGCUGAGCCAACUGCCUGUGACAUCAACAGAUGAGGAGCUCAGCAAGUCGGCAGCCAUUGCGGGGAAUGGCGGGGGGAGUGUGCGGCCCUGCGAGCUGUCACUGGGCGGGGGCGGUCUGGUACCCCCCGCGUCCACGCCCCGUAACAAGUCCCCCGUCACAGUGCAGGAGUGGGUCGACUCACUGCCACUCACUCCUACUGACACUGACGGCCAAGUGAACAGGGCAGAAGAAGAAACAGAACCCCGUAUUGUUCUCACUCAGGACUCUGACGACAAUCUCACGCUAGGAGCUGAAGCGGGUUUAAUGUGUGGUCCACUGCCUCCAGCCGUCCAAGUCACCAGCCACCAAGAGCCCAGUGAGAGUGACAGCCAUUGUAGCAGCGUAGAGUCGUUGCUGGAGGCUCGACGCCCUGACCCUGAGGAGGUUCUGUUUUCACUGGGGUUUGGAGGUGCAGCCUCGUCUGAGUGUCGGAUACCCCAGCGGUUCCUGCAGCCUAGCAAACUGAAGGGGGUCGCCAUCGACGACUUUCUCAGGCACCAGCAGGAGGUGGUCACCAAUUUUGAGACUGGCUUCUACGGUUAUAGAGGACUAUCUGGUCCUUCUCAUACGAUGCCUUCAGUGAUCGUUGCCAAGAUUAUGGAGAAGCUGCGCGAGCACGAGAGAGAGAACUGCUCGGUCGCAUCGCCCCCGCACGUUUCUACAAACACUGACCGCAACAAUCGCUUCACCCGGGCGGCGCGCAACGUCAUCACCAACCUCAAGAGCCCAGGGAAUUCGGUUCUGACACCGGACAAUCGAGCAUGGCUGGACAGUCAAAACCAAAGAUCACCAGAAGUGAGUCGGAAGAGAAUCAUCAUCGGACAGCAGUCGUUCACUUUCAGUCGGGACGGAGAUCUCAUAGAAAGCCCUCCCUCCAGUCUUACUGACAGCGACAGCAGAUGGACGAGUAGCACCGGCACCCCAGGGCUUCAAAAGAACGAUCUCUCAUUGGACAAACCAAGCUUCCCCUCCAUACAGGAGGCGGGAGAACCAGCUCCCCCCUCCCCUCCAACCACUGUUCCCCGCCAUGCCUUUGCCAACAUAGUCACAACUUUGCUGGCAGAGAAGAAUCAGGAAUCAAAGUUGUCAAGCUCUUCAAUGGAAGCCCGCUCUUUGGGUGACAGUGGUGUUGGAUUGCCGUCAAGCGGUCGAUCGUCACGUGGAGUUGAUGAGUUUGACAGUCCUGACUACGGCACGAGAACAGGAGCUGUCACCGUCGAACAACCUCUUCCAGAGACCCCCUCAUCCCUCGAGGUUUUUCCAUCACCAGAUUCCUCCGGAUCAACUGAAACUGCAAAUGCACCUAGUGAAUCUCAGGAAACUGUGUUGAAUGAAUCUUUUUUACCAUCCAUAUCAGUGGAUGAAACUUUGGCCAGCGAGUUUAGAGAAAUUGAUAGUAGUUUAGACUCAAAAAAUGAUCAACCAAAUUCCAGUAGCAUAGCACAUAUUAGUCAAGUUGAACUAUUAAGUGAAGCUUGUAACGAUGAAGAAACUUCUAUUAGGUUAGGAUCGGAUUUUUAUUCUAAUACCAAUUUACCGACGGGUAAUCCUAGUAUAAGUGAUAAACAUAGUGAAAAAAGUGUCAGUGUGACAGAUUCAAACGUUUUAGAAAAAGCUUCUGUCGCGUCUAACUCAUCAAGUAUCCUGGAACGGCCUAAGGUUUAUACUAGUCUUCAAUCUUUUGACACAUCAACUUCUUGUACUAGUCCGUUUCCUAGCCUCGCGAGUGAGUUAGAACAAGCACAAUUGAAAGAGCAAGAAAAACCACCUGUAGUUAACAGGGAGACAGAAUCGCAAGAUGAGGAAGAAUCUCACCCAUCAACCUCAGCUCCAGUUCGAGUCAUUGAGAGUCUAGACAAGGUAAUAGAAUCAUUAGAGAAAAUCAUGGAGCCCCUGGAAGUCAUCACGGAAAGCAGUCUUCAGUUCAACUCAGCCAUUAGAUCUCAAUCAGAUAAGGAAAAACUUGUACAUAGCUUCGAAGAUCUCAGAUCACUUGCAAAACAACUUGUGGAGGCUAAAGUACCAGUUGAAAUCGGCAGUUGUGAACACUUUCUGAACUUGACCAUCAAUGAGAGAUGUGAGCUGCAGUGUAGGGUUGUGAGGCUGGCACUGUCUAGUUAUCAGUCUCACCUGGCUCAAGAUACAUCUCACUACGAGCUGAAGUGUUGUCUCAGCGUAGAGGUCUCCAGAUUGUCUGACUUGCUGGACACAGCCUCUGAUCCCGACAUGCUCAACACUCUAGUCAAGCAGAUGACUGAACUUUUGAAACAUCAAGCAGAGUUGAGCAAAGAACUUGAUCAGUGGAUGAGUCAAUCAGCUGAGGAGGCACCAGGGUGUCAUCAGCUGUGCGAGGUGGUGUUGCGUCGUCUGCGAGCUCUGGAGCUGCUUGUCCACCGCAACACACAGGCACUCUCUGACCUGCGAAACCAGGUGUCUCACUGACCAAGUGACGUACACUAGACAAACCAAUCAGCUGAGGAGGUGCCAGGGUGCCAUCAGCUGUGCGAGGUGAUGUUGCGUCGUCUGCGAGCUCUGGAGCUGAUUGUCCACUGCAACACACAGGCACUCUCUGACCUGCGAAACCAGGUGUCUCACUGACCAAGUGACGUACACUAGACAAACCAAUCAGCUGAGGAGGUGCCAGGGUGCCAUCAGCUGUGCGAGGUGAUGUUGCGUCGUCUGCGAGCUCUGGAGCUGCUUGUCCACCGCAACACACAGGCACUCUCUGACCUGCGAAACCAGGUGUCUCACUGACCAAGUGACGUACACUAGACAAACCAAUCAGCUGAGGAGGUGCCAGGGUGCCAUCAGCUGUGCGAGGUGAUGUUGUGUCGUCUGCGAGCUCUGGAGCUGAUUGUCCACUGCAACACACAGGCACUCUCUGACCUGCGAAACCAGGUGUCUCACUGACCAAGUGACGUACACUAGACAAACCAAUCAGCUGAGGAGGUGCCAGGGUGCCAUCAGCUGUGCGAGGUGAUGUUGUGUCGUCUGCGAGCUCUGGAGCUGAUUGUCCACUGCAACACACAGGCACUCUCUGACCUGCGAAACCAGGUGUCUCACUGACCAAGUGACGUACACUAGACGAGCCAAUCAGCUGAGGGGGUGCCAGUGUGUCAUAAGCUGUGCUAGAUGGUGUUGCGUCGUCUGCGAGCAAGGUGUCACUCUGACCUAAGUAGAUUUAGCAAACCCUCUCGACAUUCUGAUUCUACUACAAUUUUAAAUUACUCUUUUAUUUAACUAAAAGAAGUUCUUUUAGAUCUUUGCACACACUGAGUUGAAAUUUCCCAUAUUUUUAUGAAAUUCCUACAAUUACGGUUGUAGAUAUAUUUAAUAUCACUCACAAAUCACACAAAUGAAACUUUGAUUUGGUAAAUUUUUGAGCUUAUUACCUUCUUUGCCCUGAAUCUUUUUCCUUUUGUGAGUAACAAUGGAACUUUUAGUUUGAAUAAGAUAUGUAUAUGUAUGUUUUGUACAACUGUUUGUAUGGCAUUAUGCUGUUUUUUAACUUGUACAAUGACAAAAUGCAAUUAGCUUAAGCAUUGCACGUUUAGAAAAUUUAGACUUUGGUCAGGAAAAACUCUUUCAACUAAAAUGGUUUCUUCACCAAGCUGGAUGUAAUAUUGAAGCUUUUUAAAAUCUAUCUCAGUUUGGAACAACUUUGAGAGGUUAUUUUUUAAAUAGCUUAAAUGACAAUUUUUAUCAUAAAAAUUCUUAUACACCAGUUAUAUCUCACAAUGAAUUCUGAAACUCAUAAAGCUGACUUGUCAACAACUUUUUGCUGAGUUUUACAUGCCUUGUACUUAAAUUAAGUGAUUACUCAACUUAAAAUAACCAUUUUUAUAUCCUAAAAAAGAAUUCCCAAUCUUAUUUUAAGGCUUUAUGUAGGCUAAAUAUUUCAACUUAAGUUUAUGAUGGAUAUUUAAAUCCUCAGGAAAACGUUUUGUUGUGCAGCUAAAGUAACCAAAAAAGUUAAUUUCAUAGCUCGACUAGACAAUAUGAAAAUGCUACAUACAAAUUAUAGUACUGCAAAAUAAUUUGUGGUAAUCUAGAUUAGGCAGUGUGUUUAUAAGUCUGAAUAGGGCACAACAUUAUUUAAUGUGAUAGCAUUUAAAGUUGAAAACUUUUAGGUAUUGUUUGCUCUUUUUUUCUGAUUUCCCUUAAAAGAAAGUUAUAUUGCAAAAGUAAUUACUUGGGACCAUUUUGACAGGGUUUUUGAUAAUUUUUUCUAAGAAGCUAAAUAGUAUUUUUUUUUUAUAAUACACCUUGUAAAAAACGUUUUAAGGGUCUUUGCAGUGUGUACAGCCUACCUGAAUACUGGGAAUAUCAUGUGAAUUUUCAUGACCGAGAAGGAAUCCAUGAACUGCUGGUCAAUUUUGCAUAGAAGAAAGGUUUGAAAUUUGGAAUGAAUGCAAAUAAAAUCUGCCACUAAGCACUGUUUGUUGUCGUUUGGCUUCCUUUUGUCAGGAAAAAUGAUCUUGAUCUCAUCACAAAAUCACAAUGUUGCCCAUGAUCUUGCAAGUCGCUGCGAUUGUAAGAAAUUAUUUGUACAUCGCUGCUAUUCCUGUAUAUCAUCACAGAUAGGGCCCUAUUUUUGAAAUGGUUGACUGUUGAGUUGAGUGUUGAGUCACUCACUUUCCAAUUGUUAUGUAUUUUUCAUUUUUCAAACGAUUGACAGUUGACUAAUCCAACUAAAACUACUCACCACCAAUUGAGCUGUUGAGUGAGCAGUUGACUGCACUUUCUUUUAUCUCCCUCAGCAAAAAUUGUUAUUUUUUUUAUAUCAACGCCAUAUUGUAAUUGCUUUGUUUACUACUACUAUUACUAACUGAGAUUAUAGGUUAGGUAUUUGUUGUCAAUUAUUGCCAUAGUGCCCAAUAUUUUAUUCUAUUGUUUUCUGUAUAAUAAAUUACAUUUUUAUUUACUGUGUCAAUAAUAGACUAUCAAAUCAAGGGUUGUAUCCUUGUUGGUAUGUUGCAAUACUUUGAAAAAGACGGCCUACUAAUUAAACUUAUUAUAAGAUAAUUAUUAUUAUGAUUUAUUAACUUAAACAUCAAACACAAUUAAAAAUAACAAGAAAAAAAAACUAUGAAGGGAACUAAGGUGAUUUGUUCUUAAAUAGAGACGAAGAAAGCAAAUAACUUAUCAAACGGGUAUAAUUAUAAUGAGGUAUAGCCUAAAACAAGGCUCCGUGGUUAAUUUAUUUCGAAAACUUAUAAAAAAGGUACUUUUGCAAUCACUAAGAUUAAGACAUAACCUUAAUCUGGCAAGUGACAAUCUCUACGGACUGAGCUGACAGUUUACCUCAGUUUCUCGAAAUAUGGCAGAUUGAGUUGAGAUUCAGAUUAGCUGAGAAAAGGAUCCAUCCAGAAUUUAGAGUGAGAGGUUAGCUUGAAGCUCGCAAGCCAAUCUGCACCUGUGCUAUUGGUUCAAAAUGAUGUCAUCUGUUUUUCGUGCGGUGUUGCCGCUUUCAUUUCUAAACGAGUCACUUAACUAGUGAUCACCAACUCACUUCUCAACUGUUGGAUUUCAAAAAAACAAAAUCCUCUUGUUGGUUGAGUUGAGUGUUGACGAUUGACUCAACUCUCAACCAUUACAACAAUAGGGCCCAUAAUGUGAGAGAUGAUCACUAACGUGCUGGGAUUCAAACAAACAUCACAGUUUAUUGUUAUGUCAGCGGGCAAUUAUCACGGAUGUUGCCAAAAUCGCAAGAAAUCAUAUAUGUUGCUGUAGAUUUUUUAUCAUGGAGUUAACUUGAAUCUCUUUGUCAUGGUAGCUGGACACCCUGCUUUGUUAAAAAAAAUCUUGUUUUUCUGGGAUGAUUUUGAUUUUGUUUUAAGAAUUAAAGCAGAUGGUAGGCUGCAGAUAAACUAUAGAGUUAUCAGCAAUGUCCUAAUUUAGACUUCUCCGUCCAGUUUACAAGAAAGAGCUGCAAAUAAUUAUAUGGCAUUACUAAGUAGAAAAAAUCUGAUCUGAUUAUCAUAAAAAUUAGAUAAACCACAAUGUCUCAGUCAAUGCUAACAUUAAAUAUUGAAAAUACAAUUGAAAUAAUAAUAAAAUAACAAUGAAAGGCUAAUUUUGAUGUGUUUAUACCCGUUUUAUCUAAAACAUGCUUCAUAAAAACGUAUAAGAAGAAGGUUUUUAAGAGAAGUUUAUUCGUGUGUCAAAAGAAAAAUUAACGGAACAGUAAGUUGUUAAUUAAAAUGUUGCAUCUGUUUUUAAAAUAAUAAUUACAAAGAGUAUUUUUCAAAUGUCUUAAGCUUGUGUACCUAUUGUAAAUAAGUCCUAGUAAUUAUUUGAAAAAUUUAUUGUCACCAUAGUUGUAUUCCAUUGGUUGUGAAUGUUGCACAAAAUCUAGUUUAACAUAAUAUUACGGUUGUUAUUGUAAAUUUAGUGCCUUCAUUUAGUGUCGAGAAAAACCUUAUACUUUAUUGAAAAAUGUUAAAUAAUAUAAAGUCAUUAAAACUAGUUGAACUUCAGCACUCCUUUAAGGACUGCUAAAAACUGACAAUGAGAUGCAGCUUUAAUUUGUUGAACUAUGCAUCAUUGUAUAAGGAUAGUUUAUGAAAUUAAGUAGUUCUAAAAAAUAAAGUUAUAUUUUAGUUAUUACUAUCAAGAAACUUUAUACAUCCUCUAAGAUAAAUUCUGUAUCGGUAAUAUCAUUAUUAGAUAAAGUAAUUGUGAAAUCCAACUAGGCAAUGUAUAAGAUGUGUACAUAACUAUUUCCUGUAAUGUACUUAUAUGAAAGUUACUUAACUUGUACAUAACGUGUUUACAUAUUAAAUAUUUUAUUAAUAAUAUAUAUAUAUGACGUACCAAAUCUAAUUAAUAUACUAGAUUAAACUUCUUCCUUUCAUUUGGCCAUUGGAAAUAUAUAUAAAAUAUAUACUGAUGUUAUACAAGGUUAAAUUCAACUGCUUCAGACACAGUUGUUUAUUUUCAAAUUUAAAAGAAAACAUGAAAAGGUGAGCCAAAAUAGAAACAAUAAUCUGGUUGAGAAUUAAACAAUUUUUAGUGAGUCGGUGGCUCAGUCGGUAGCGUCGCGGACUCCGGGCCCAAGGCAGCGAUGUCGUGGGUUCGGAUCCUGGUCACUGCGGAUAACAUUUUAUCAGUAGGCCUACAGUUCACCUUUGUACUGUACCGGCUCACUCCUUGCCUUGCUGUUAACAAUCCACGCUUUAUGGCUUAGUCUAUGUGGACGGGCAAAUGCAACGUUAAAAGAGGCCACCAACCUCUUUAAAAAAAUAAGAAAAUGUGUAAACAAAAAAUAUUAAAUAACCUUGACAUACAUAAAACAUUUAAACUUGAAAUAAUUUCAAGUAAUUCUUGACACAGUUGUUAUUGCUGAUUCAAUGCACUGAGAUUACAGUUGUUGAUGGUCUGUGAUGCUGUCUUUGACAUGAAAACCCAAAUGAUUAUCAACAAAGAUUAAACUUUAAAUAUGUAAUUCAAUUCAGUGAGUCAACUUCCCUAUAAGUUGUGUUACAAAUAUCAACAUGGUUUACAAGAUUACAGCAUGUCCCUAAGUCAAAAUGGGAAAAGGAGGAAAGCAGAAAGGAGGCAAAAAUGUAUUCAAAGUUGCUGGCGCAAGGAGCCUCAAAGCCAAGAACAAGGCAAAAGCUGUCUCCACACAGUUGAAAAAACUGACAGAAGUGACAAAACAAAAAACCGUUGAAAUGGAUCAGCUUCUCAAUGAGCUUCAAGAGACAGUUAGACAAGCCCAGCCCCAGAAACAAGAAAAUAAACCUUCCCUUCCACCCAAGGAAGACUUAAAGAGCAGAAUCGAAAAGUUCAACAAAACUGAGGAAAGCUCAGCAGAAGCCUUGGACAAAUUAGGCAAAAUGGAAGUCUAAACCAAAAUUGUACAUUUGUCCGUAAUAAAUCUAUUUUUAUUUUUUA